AUGAGUUCUUUCUCACCAAGGCUAACUAAAGUGUAAACGAAAACAGGAUUCAUAGGUACUUUCGAGGCUGAAUUAUUUGCUCAACAACAAAACACUCAAUUAAGGGCUCAGAGAAUGUAAUAGAUUCGUAAAUAAGAAUCAGACUUAACCAAAAAGAAAAUACAACUUCAGUAGUAGCAACAGCAAAAAUAAUAAGAGGAAGAGAUGAAGAAAUAAAAAUAUUAGGAAUACUUAUAAAAGAAGGCUUAGAUUGAAUAAUUGGAGUAAGCACGUUAAUAAACGAUACUCGAUUAAUAACGGUAAGCAAGGGAGGCUGAGGAAUACAGAUAGAGAGAAUAUGAAUUGUAGUAGGAAAAGUUGAAAAUGUAGGCUUACUAUGAAGAGCAGGCUUAAAAAAGAUUUCAAGAAGCCUAGGAAUGGAAAAAACAAUCCUUUUUGGAAACAUCAUAAGGAAAGGCACUUUAAAUUUAAAAUUAAAGAAAAGAAGCAUCGAUUAUUGAAAAACAAAAAGAAGCUUAAUCUGUUGCUAUUUACAAAGAAUCCUCAAAAAAUAAGACAUCAUCUACAUUUACUUAAGAUCUAGAGAGUUAUGAAAAAUUUGAUAAAAACAUAUCUCGUAGAUAAAUAUUAAAGCCUGAAGAUUUCGCUAAUACAUGCUUUCAUAAUCCUUAAGUAGUUAAACAUGAUAUAGAUUUGGAAAAAGAAAAUGCCAUGGAAAAAGCAAACCAAACAAUGAUAGAAACACAAGCACUGCUUUUAGAGUAGGCCAGAUAGAAGAGAGAAUAAGAAAGAGCAUAGAAAUAAAGAAGUCAGAAAGCAUUAUCUAAAGAGAGAUAAAUUAAAGUAAUGGAAUAAUUAGAAUAAGAAACUAAAUUUAUUAAAAAACAAGAAAUCAUUUAAUUAUAAAAAACUAAACCUCCAACCAGAAAACCUAAAUCUGAGAAAAACCAUUAAAAAAUAUUAUCUACAGAAUUCGACAAGAUGUUUAAUUGUAACAAUUCUUCAAUUGAGGUCAGAGAUCACAGAGUUAAGUCAAAUUCACCCAAAAAGUCCUUAACAACAAAAAAUAAAGAAAAACAGAGACCUAAAUCUGUAAAGAUCUUUACUAAAGCUCCUUUAGAUACAAACCUUUUAAAUGAUCCGUAAAAAGAGUCAUUGGUUAAGGAGGACUAUACAAAAUAUGCUAUAGGGUCCGAGGAUCAAAGCACUUCUUAAAAAAAGAGAGUUUAAUUUAGUGAUAUGAAGAAUGAAUCUCCUCACAGUUUUCAGAACAAAGAAAUUGAGUAAACGUUGAAAAUUACUAAUUCAAAAUCACCAUAUCAAUAACAUUUUAAUAAUGACCCUGUACAUUCAAAUGAAAAUAGUGAUGAUGAAGAAAAUAAUUAAGAAGAACAAAUAAAUGAAUCAGACUAAGAAGAUUAAAAUGAAGAAUAAUAAAGUGAUAUUGACUCUCCCCCUCAACCAAAAUCCAAUUAAAUAUAAGACAUCAGAUAAUACAUUAAAGAUUAAGAGUAAUAUUUAUAAAAAUUGGAAUAAUAGAGGAUCAAUACAAAAAUGAAAAUUAAAGAAGAAGAAUCAAAUUUAGUUUAAUCAUUUAAAAAUACAAGAAAAUAACAAUUUUCAAAAUAACCAAUCCCAGAAGAAUCAGAAGAUGAGUCUUCCUAUUAGUAAUCCCCAUCUCAAAUGAAUCAAGAGGAAACUGAUAGAUAAUAGGACUCUUUUUAAUAAUAAUCUUAAUCCUAAAAUUAAAAUUAAACUAGUCCAGAAACAUAAAAUCUAUAGAAAAGUUCAUAUUUGGAAACAAUUGAUAAUUUCGAUCCUCAAGAUAUUAUGGAAUAGUUUCUGAAGCCUAAAAAAACUGCCAAUAACUAGAAUAAAUAACUAUCUCUAUUUGCAGAUCCUCAAUCAUCACAAAAGCAGACAAUAUCAAGUUAAUAAAAAUAAUCUUAAUUUGUAACUUUAUAAUAAAUGAAUUCCCCUAAUUCUGAUUUAAAUUACUCCUUGAGUGAAGUUAAGAAUGUCACCUCUCCAAUUAAAAAAUAUGAAUUUUAAUAAACUUCCCCUCCCCUUGCAUAAUAACAUGAAUCUUCUCUAAAAAAAGAAUCUAUUGAUUCUGAAUAAAUGAAAUAUUCACUCUAAUAAUCUUCAGAGCAACUAUAGGAUUUGGUCUAACAAGAGUAUGAAGAAACAUUAGGAGAAAUAUUUCAAAAGAGAAAAGCCAUGUUAGCUAAGAAGUUCGAAUAAAGAUAAGAUUCAAAAACCAUGGAGAAAGGAGGAAAGACUAAGGAAGAAUUAAUAUAGAUUAGAAAGGAAAUGCUUAAAAGCAAGAGACAAGUCGAAAAAGAAAAAUAAAUACAAGAGGAAAUAUAGUAGGAACCUUCAGAGCAGGAACUAAGACCAAUCGAAUAAUCAGAAGACAAAAGGGCAUAACUAAUGAAAAGGUUAGCUAUGGGGGAGAAGGUGAAAGUGGAUAAGAAAGAGAUGAAAGAGUUGACAAACAAAAACUAUGAAUUGCUGCCUGAGGUAAAGAAAAAAAAGGAUGAAUAAGAAAAAAAUGAGAAUAUUAAGUCGAGGAAGUAAAAAGUUAAAGAAAUGGAUUAGAAACUUAGGGAAACUAUGAAAUAAAAAAGAUAAUAAUGUUCUUGA
Molecule: messenger RNA, 2646 nt
Organism: Paramecium tetraurelia
Lineage: Eukaryota; Ciliophora; Oligohymenophorea; Peniculida; Parameciidae
Exons: 2
Source: RefSeq, a predicted model, not a curated record